Sungouiella intermedia is the source of this 1131-nucleotide messenger RNA. The record is from the annotation of a GenBank genome assembly. Lineage: Eukaryota; Fungi; Ascomycota; Pichiomycetes; Serinales; Metschnikowiaceae.
AUGACUCUCGGUAUCCUCCUUUCGGAAUAUGUUCCAUCUUCAAGAUCUGCAUUUGAAGGGUCUCAAGUCAUUGGUGUCCCUGUGCCUUUGGCUAUAGGUAUGAUAAUCAUGAUGCUCCCUCCACUCUGUAAGGUCCGUUGGGAGAAUUUCUUCCGAUUUUUCUCACUGAAUAUGUACUUGCACCAGAUUUUGGUGUCUGUUGUACUAAAUUGGGUUCUAAGCCCACUCUUGAUGUUUGGGCUCUCGUGGGCCACCCUUUUUGAUAAACCAGAAUAUAGAAACGGUAUCAUAAUGAUUGGGUUGGCACGAUGUAUAGCUAUGGUCUUGGUGUGGAACGAUUUAGCUGGCGGAGACCUGGAUUUGUGCGCUGUGAUCGUUAUUGUCAACAGUAUGCUCCAGAUAGUCAUGUAUGCUCCAUACCAGAUCUUGUUCUGCUACGCCAUUACUGGGGACUACUCUAAAGCAGGAGCUAGUGGUGUUACAUAUUCUGUGGUUGCCAAAAGUGUUGUUUUCUUCCUUGGAAUUCCUCUUGCUAUCGGUCUCGUGGUGAGAUUAUUGGCCAUAUCCACCAUAGGCAUCAACCAGUAUAACAGAAGAGUAAUGCCUUUCAUCUCGCCCUGGGCUCUCAUCGGAUUGAUAUAUACGAUUGUAGUGAUUUUCAUCGAGAGAGGUCACUACUUCAUUCGGGAUAUCGGGUCUGGGAUCAGGUGCUUUGUUCCUCUCACUCUCUAUUUCUUCAUCUCAUGGUUUGGUGUGUUCUUUGGGAUGAGAUGGUACAGCGGCAGAACUAGAGUCAUGGAAGCGAGUGGCGAUGGGGCAGAAGAGACAUUGCUUUGUGGGUGUGAAAAAAACACUGUUGAAAAUGAGAUCAGAUGGAAAUGGAGAUGUGGAGCAAGUUAUUCUGAGACUGUUACACAGACAUUUACUAGUGCUUCUAAUAAUUUUGAAUUGAGUCUUGCAAUUGCUAUCUCUUUGUAUGGUUCAGGAAGUAAAGAGUCUAUAGCGGCGACUUUUGGUCCACUUUUAGAAGUUCCAAUCUUGUUGAUUUUAUGUUUUGUUGCACAGUACUACAGAUUGAAGUUCUUGUGGAGAGACAUUGAUGGACAGGGCCAUAAAGUCAACAACUGUUGA